Homarus americanus (American lobster) is the source of this 2157-nucleotide messenger RNA. Its product is annotated as RNA-binding protein cabeza-like. The record is from RefSeq and is a predicted model, not a curated record. Lineage: Eukaryota; Metazoa; Arthropoda; Malacostraca; Decapoda; Nephropidae. Gene Ontology annotation, biological process: regulation of DNA-templated transcription. Gene Ontology annotation, cellular component: nucleus. The transcript has 9 exons. Gene Ontology annotation, molecular function: RNA binding; transcription coregulator activity. The coding region runs from base 160 to 1731 and encodes 523 amino acids.
GCAGCUCGGCCAAUCAGCAUCGGCGUCGUCCCAUGAAGCAACAUCGUCGUGGUGUAUUUCCCGCGAACAUCUCAAGUUUGUUCAAUUUUGUUGUGCUUAAGUCAACCGACGUCGAAAAACACUUCUGAUUAAAUAGUUUAACGCACAGGGAUUGCAGCCAUGGCUGACACACAAUAUAACUAUAGUGGAGGAUAUGCCAGUGGUGGCAGCGGUGGUGGUAGUAGUGGUGGUGGUGGUGCAAGCAGCUAUGGGGGCUAUAGCAAUGCUUCAGGAGCUGCUCCCCCUCCAGCUUCUUCCUACACACAACCGCAAUAUGGUGGAUAUUCAGCACCGCCACCUCAGGGUUACUCACCGAACCAGGCUCCUUAUGCAGCACCACCUUCCUACGGUGCUCCCCCUCCACAAGGUGGCCAUGGGAGCUCAUACAGUGGGUAUGGGAUGCAGCAGCAGACACAGCCGCCAGUUCAGCCUGCAGCAGGCAGUGGAGGAUACAGCAGUUAUGGUGGACAGUCACAAGGGUAUGAACAAAAUAGUAACUACCAGUCCAGUAACUAUGGUCAACCACCAACCAGCAACUAUGGUGGACAACAAGCCAGUACCUAUGGUAGUCAACCCAGUGCUAACUACUCUGCCCUUCAGCCUCAAGGAAACUAUGGUGGUCCACCACCACAGGGAAACUAUGGUGGUCCGCCAUCAGGUGGAAAUUAUGGGGGGCCCCAGGGUCCUAACUAUGGUGCCCCACCACCACCAUCAAAUGGAAAUUAUGGUGGCCAAGGUGGUGGAUUUAACAAAGAUGGCAGUGGGAACUACGGGGGGAGCCGGUUUGAUGGUGACAGCCGUGGUGGCAAUGGUGACCGCUUCCGUGGAGAAUCUUCAGACUUGGUGAUGCAAGAGGACACAAUAUUUGUGUCUGGCAUGCCUGCAAAUGCAACAGAAGAAAAUAUUAAAGAACAUUUUGGCUCUAUUGGAAUAAUUAAGAUGGACAAGAGAACGCAGCGGCCAAAAAUUUGGAUGUAUAAGGACAAAGCUACAGGCCGCAUGAAGGGAGAGUGCACAGUCACAUUUGACGAUCCCUUCACUGCUAAGUCUGCCAUACAGUGGUUUGAUGGAAAGUCAUUCAUGGGACGCACAAUCAAGGUCCAGAUGGCAGAGAGACCAAAGAGCAGUUACGAACGCGGACGGGGUGGCUUUGGUGGCGAGACCGGAGAUCGUGGUGCUGGCAGUGGUGGGAGUAGUGGUGGUGGUGGUCGAGGCCGUGGUGGUGGCGGUAGCAGCGGCGGUGGUGGAGGAGGGGGUGGAGGCGGAGGUGAUAGAGGCUUUGACCGUCGUGGUGGUCCUCCUGGUCGUGGGGGUGGUGAUCGCGGUGGUGGAGAUCGUGAUGGUCCUCCAAGUGGUGGUCGAGGACGUGCAGGUGAUUGGAGAUGUCCUGUACCAAGUUGUGGAAAUAACAACUUUGCUUGGCGCAACAGCUGUAAUAGGUGUAAUGAGCCCAAGCCUGCUGGAGCGGGUGGUGAUGAUGAUAGUGGAAGUGGUGGAGGUGGAGACCGUGGAGGUUUCAGGGGUGGAUUCCGUGGACGUGGAGAUCGUGGAGGAUUCAGAGGCCGUGGUGGUGACCGUGGCGGAAGAGGCGGCUUCAGAGGCCGUGGUGGCUAUGGAGAUCGUGAUGGAGACCGCGAUUCUGGUGGCCCAAUGAAGGGUGACCGUGGACCAGGAAGGUCUCGACCUUAUUAAUGCCCAGUGGAGGAGUGUGUGUGUGUGUAUGGACAGGGGAUGGAAGAGCCCCUAUUCUGACCACUUUUGCAGUAGUAAUAUACAAUUAUAUCAUUUAAAAAUUCAUGGCAAGUGCUGUGGAAAAGGAUCUUGAGGUAAGACAAUUGAGUUUACAGGAAUUUUUUUAAUAAAUAAGGUCUUAUGUAUUGUACCAAUAAAAUAGGAACAAACUAGUGUCAGCAGAAGGUACAAAAUCAACAGCAUAGUUGUUAAGCUGAGAAAUGUGUAGAUACUGUACUCCAUUCUGCAGCAUUGAAACAGGCACUCAUAUUUGAAGUUCAAUUCUUGCUGCUGAUAUGGCAUUUUUUUAUAAUUCAAGAAUUUUAUGUAACAGUUGAUGUCUCAUGUUGAGGGUUUUCUUUAUGUAUCAAUAAAGUUCAAAUGCGU